AUGAACCAAGUCACUCAAUUUAGUGGUGAUUCUGCAAACCUGGUGCUUUAUUGGAUUUUGAGACAGUAUCAUGGAAGGUUUGAUAAAAUUAUUUGGAUAGAUACUCUUGGAAUCUUCAAUCCAACUGCUUUACCAUUAACUUCGUUAGAAAAAACAGCAAUCAUUCGAGCCUUCGACGCUGAAGGUUUACGAGACGCAAUUCAUGAAUUGGAAAGUGAUCUUAUGAAAAAUGGAGAUUUUUCUUAUGCACUAUUUAUAGAUUCUUUCUCCAACCCUCUUGGACUCCUCAUGGCAAAAGCAAACAUUUCUUACGCCCAUGCAUCUAUGAUGUCUCUAGGAAGGCAACUUCGCAUGCUAACUAGAAAGUUUAAAAUUGCAGUUUAUUUAUCUACUUCUCUUGUUUAUGUGAAGCAACUUCGUAUUAACAAGCCUGCCUUGGGUAGCAGCUGGCCGUUCUGUCUGGAUCAUUCAUUUAUUUUACAGGAAGAUUUGAAGCAUAAUAAGGGUCAUCUAAUCUGUAACCAAAGCCGAACAAGUCUUUUGGGAACUACUCAAUUACUUUUAUGGGUCAGAGGGUCUUUUGUUCAUGAGUCAUUGACCAUUAACUUUUAUCGAUGCAUUCCUUACCUUCAAGUAUAA
Schizosaccharomyces osmophilus is the source of this 639-nucleotide messenger RNA. It is a transcript of the gene rdl1, whose product is annotated as RAD51D-like protein 1. The coding region runs from base 1 to 639 and encodes 212 amino acids. Gene Ontology annotation, biological process: DNA strand invasion; double-strand break repair via homologous recombination; reciprocal meiotic recombination. The record is from RefSeq and is a predicted model, not a curated record. Lineage: Eukaryota; Fungi; Ascomycota; Schizosaccharomycetes; Schizosaccharomycetales; Schizosaccharomycetaceae. Gene Ontology annotation, molecular function: four-way junction DNA binding; single-stranded DNA binding; ATP-dependent activity, acting on DNA. Gene Ontology annotation, cellular component: replication fork; centrosome; Rad51B-Rad51C-Rad51D-XRCC2 complex. The transcript has a single exon.